Molecule: messenger RNA, 813 nt
Organism: Eremomyces bilateralis CBS 781.70
Lineage: Eukaryota; Fungi; Ascomycota; Dothideomycetes; Eremomycetales; Eremomycetaceae
Exons: 4
Source: RefSeq, a predicted model, not a curated record
AUGUCCCAGCUUGGUAUUGAAUCAUGGAUUUGGUACUCGCUAGCGAUAUUCAUCACAGGAUGCCGUUAUAUCUCCCGAUCAUUAUUGUUUGGGUCGGUGUGGAAGCUCAAAAUCGAUGACUGGAUCAUGCUUUUUGCCGUUGCGACCUACACGACACUCAUCAUCACGAUGAACAUUGUGGCGACCGAGAAUUCGAAUCUUUUGCCGCCUGGCUUCGACAUUUCUGCGUUAACUCAAGACGAGGUCCGGCGAAGGCAAUAUGGAAGCAAAAUGGUUUUGGUGGUUGAGCAAAUGCAAAUCCUUACCAUCUGGACCCUGAAGACGACCCUCCUGGUGAUGUAUUAUCGUUUGACUGAGAAGUUGACCGAGAACAAGGCGGUUACUUUCCUUCUUGGCUACAUUGCCGUUGCAUUUGUGGUCAUGGAGGCCCUAUACUUCGCUAAGUGGUGUCGACCAUUCCACGACUACUGGGCAGUCCCAACUCCGAAUGCACAAUGCAGCGCCGCGACUAACCACCUAAUUACCAAUGCGGUCUUCAAUAUCAGCAGUGAUCUGAUCAUGCUGGGUAUCGGGCUCUCCUUAUUUAUACGAAGCAGAUUACCCGCCAAGCGCAAGGUGCUUCUUUGCUGUAUCUUUGGACUAGGCAUCUUUGUCAUCCUUGCCGCCAUUCUGAACAAAUAUUACUCGUUCUCGCAUCCAUUUUCCGUCGAUUGGACCUUUUGGUAUAUCCGAGAAGCGAGCACAGCAAUGUUGGUUGCCAACAUGCCCUUCAUCUGGACCCUCCUUCGACGAAUGUUCCACCUGGGUGAGUUC